AUGAACACCGCCAAGAUGAUGACCGGAGACCGUUUCAUCCCCGACCGCAACGGUAUCAACUUUGACAUCUCCCACUUCAACCUCACCUCUUCGUCUUCCUCCAAGGAGAACGUGCAGCAGCAGCAGGUCCAGAUUGCGAGCCCGGCCAAGGAGCGCUUCCAGUCGUCGCUCUCCGACGCCAUGUUCGGCGGUGACGCGAGCGCGGUCAAGUCGACCAAGGUGCUGGCCUUCAAGCACAAGGCGCCCGCCGCGAGCGCUUCCUUCCAGAACCAGAUGCGCACCCUCUACUCCGCCAACAAGGCCGCCGCCAAGGGUACCGCCUCCACCUCCUCCACCUCCUCCACUCGCAGGCUGCCGUCGGUGGCGGACAAGGUGCUGGACGCGCCGGGCAUCAGGGACGACUACUACCUCAACCUGCUCGACUGGUCGGCGCAGAACACGCUCGCCGUGGCGCUCGACCGCAGCCUCUACCUGUGGAACGCCACCACGUCGGACAUCGACAUGCUCUUCGAGAUGCCCGACACCGACGCCGACGAUUACAUCACCUCGGUGUCGUGGAUGGCCGACGGCAACAUCCUCGCUGUUGGAACCAACAGCAACGAGGUGCAGCUGUGGGACGUGGCCAAGGGCCGGCAGGUGCGCACCAUGAAGGGCCACCAGGACCGCGUGUCGUCGCUGUCGUGGAACCGGGCCAUCGUGUCGAGCGGCUCGCGCGACACGACGAUCAUGCACCACGACGUGCGCCUCGCGCAGCACCAGAUCGCCGUGCUCGAGGGCCACACGCAGGAGGUGUGCGGCCUCAAGUGGAGCGAGGACGGCACGCAGCUGGCCUCGGGCGGCAACGACAACAUCCUCAACGUGUGGGACGAGGGCCGCACGGAGGCGCGCUUCAGGCUCGACCACCACACGUCGGCCGUCAAGGCCGUGGCCUGGUGCCCGUGGCAGGCGGGCCUGCUGGCCUCGGGCGGCGGCGCCGCCGACCGGUGCAUCAAGAUGUGGAACACGCGCAGCGGCGCGUGCGUCAACUCAGUCGACACCGGGUCGCAGGUGUGCGGACUCGUGUGGUCGCGCACGCACAAGGAGCUGGUGUCGUCGCACGGCUACUCGCAGAACCAGCUGGCCGUGUGGAAGUACCCGACCAUGGCCAAGGUGGGCGAGAUGCACGGGCACACGUCGCGCGUGCUCUUCAUGUCGCUCAGCCCCGACGGCCAGACCAUCGUCUCGGGCGCCGGCGACGAGCGCCUCCGCUUCUGGAACGUGUGGCCCACCGCCACCACCAAGGCCGCUUCGUCGACCGCCGCCGCCGCCGCCUCGGCCAAGAGCGAGGAGAAGGCCGCGGCUUCGUCGAGGAUGUACCACAUCCGUUAG
Messenger RNA from Acanthamoeba castellanii str. Neff, 1368 nucleotides. Its product is annotated as WD domain, Gbeta repeat-containing protein. The record is from RefSeq and is a predicted model, not a curated record. Gene Ontology annotation, molecular function: ubiquitin ligase activator activity; anaphase-promoting complex binding; protein binding. The transcript has 2 exons. Gene Ontology annotation, biological process: positive regulation of ubiquitin protein ligase activity; positive regulation of anaphase-promoting complex-dependent catabolic process; anaphase-promoting complex-dependent catabolic process. Gene Ontology annotation, cellular component: anaphase-promoting complex. Lineage: Eukaryota; Discosea; Longamoebia; Acanthamoebidae. The coding region runs from base 1 to 1368 and encodes 455 amino acids.